AUGAACCCGUUAAAGUGCGCUUUUGGGGUUUGUUCAGGUAAAUUCCUUGGGUUUGUAGUUCGAAGCAGAGGAAUCGAAAUUGAUCCUGUGAAAAUCAAGGCUAUCCUCGAAAUGCCUCCCUCCAAAAAUUUGAAGGAGUUGAAAGGGUUACAAGGAAGAUUAGCCUAUAUAAGAAGGUUCAUCUCUAACUUAGCAGGGCGAUGCUUACCGUUCUCAAGGCUAAUGAAAAAGGGUAUACCUUUCGAAUGGGAUCAAUCAUGCCAAAACGCGUUUGAUAGUAUCAAGGCAUAUCUCAUGAAACCCCCGGUACUUAUGAGCCCAACCAAAGGAAAACCAUUGUUGCUAUACAUUGUUGCUCUUGACUGCUCAUUGGGAGCCCUUUUGGCCCAACAUAACAAACAAGGGAAAGAACAGGCUUUGUAUUAUCUAAGUCGUACUUUGGUUGAUGCAGAACUCAACUACUCUCCGAUUGAGAAAACAUGUCUCGCUUUGGUGUUCGCCUUGCAAAAGUUAAGACAUUACGUCUUGGAGCAUGAAGUCAAAUCGAUAUCCAAGGCUGACCCUUUGAAGUAUAUACUGUCAAGGCCAAUACUCUCUGGGAAAAUUGCAAAAUGGGCUGUAAUCCUCCAAAAAUUUGCAAUUGAAUAUGUUUCCCAAAAAGCAGUAAAAGGUCAAGCCUUAGCAGACUUUUUAGUAGCGCACCCAAUCCCUGAUGAUUCACCUCUAGCCACUGAUCUACCAGAUGAAGAGGUCAUGCAAGUUGAAGUUCAAAAAGCAUGGGAAAUGUACUUCGAUGGGGCAACAAGGAGUCCGAAUGGCCAAAAGCAAGAAGAUCUAAAAAAUAACAAAUCUGGAAUCGGUGUUGUGUUCGUCACACCAAAUAAUGCCAUAAUCCCUCAUUCCUUUGCCUUGACAGAAGGAUGUUCAAACAAUGAGGCAGAAUAUGAAGCUGUAAUUGCUGGAUUGGAAUUGGCAUUGCAAAUACCGAUCGAAGAGCUCUUAGUCUAUGGAGAUUCUGAGUUGGUGAUAAAACAGUUGCGUGGAGAAUAUAUUGUUAAUAAAGCAAGCUUGGCCCCAUACCACGAAAGGGCUAGCCAGUUGCUUUCACAAUUCAAGAAAGUUAACAUUUUCCAUGUUAAAAGAAGAAUAAAUGCUCAAGCAGACUCCUUGGCAUGUUUGGCUGCCUCACUUUCCCUGCCUGAUAGGGAGACAAUAACUGUUACAGUUGGAGAAAGAAGAGUUCUACGGCCCUUAAUUGAAAUCUCAGAAGUAUUGCCAGUUUUUGGAGCCACAACAAAAGAAGGUGAGGAAGAUUGGCGUGAGCCCUUUAUAAAUUACCUCCAACAUGGUAGGCUUCCAGAGGAUAAAGCAAAAAGGGCAGAGAUAAGGCAUCGAGCCACAAAAUUCAUCAUGUGGAAGGACGCAUUAUACAAAAGAUCCUUAGAUGGAAUGUAUAUGCGUUGCAUAGCCAAUGAACAGGCUCAUGAACUUAUGGCGGAAGUUCAUAGUGGUGUAUGUGGAGCACACCAAAGUGGUCCAAAGUUACAUAUGCAAUUAAAACGCCUUGGAUACUAUUGGCCAACCAUGAUUUCUGAUUGCAUUAAUUAUGCAAAAAGUUGCCAAGUUUGCCAAUAUCAUGGAAAUUUUAUCCAUCAGCCUCCAGAGCCUUUACAUGUGACAACAUGCUCUUGGCCAUUUGCAGCAUGGGGCAUCGAUGUUAUUGGGCCUAUCAAGACAUCAUCCUCUGCGGGUGAUAAAUACAUCAUAGCUGCCACUGAUUAUUUCUCAAAAUGGGCAGAAGCAAUUGCUUUGAAAGAAAUGAAGAGUGGGAAUGUCUCAGAUUUCAUCCGAACCCAUAUCAUCUAUAGGUUUGGGGUCCUUGAUAGUAUCAUAACUGAUAAUGGGCAACCCUUCAGAAGUGGUCCAUUAUACAAGUUAUAUUCCAAGUACAACAUAAAGAUCAACCAUUCUUCGCGAUACCAUGCGCCUGCUAAUGGCUUAGCGGAGGCUUUCAAUAAGACUCUACGCAAAAUUAUCAAAAAGAUGGUUGAGCGAAAUAAAAGAACUUGGCAUGAGAAGUUACAAGAAGCAUUAUGGGCUUAUCGAAUUUCGCAUAGAACUCCAACUCAAGCAACACCCUAUUCCUUGGUGUUUGGGGGGGGAAGCCGUAUUGCCACUCGAAGUACAAAUACCUUCUUUAAGAGUAGCAAUACAGGAAUCCCUAACGGAAGAAGAAAGUGCAAAAAUAAGGAUGGUAGAGCUUGA
Messenger RNA from Rhododendron vialii, 2265 nucleotides. RefSeq lists its product as uncharacterized. The coding region runs from base 1 to 2265 and encodes 754 amino acids. Gene Ontology annotation, molecular function: RNA-DNA hybrid ribonuclease activity; nucleic acid binding. Gene Ontology annotation, biological process: DNA integration. The transcript has a single exon. NCBI's taxonomy places the organism in Eukaryota, Viridiplantae, Streptophyta, Magnoliopsida, Ericales, Ericaceae. The record is from RefSeq and is a predicted model, not a curated record.